UAAGGUUUUACCCAUACACAAUCUUCUCUGCAACCAGCGGAAGCGGCGGUUUCUCCCCUUUAGCGAACAUAGAGGCGGGAGUCGUUCCAGCGGCGGCGAUCUAUUACCAGCGUUCGAAAUCGCAGCAGAAAUUCUGUUUUCUGUGUGGAAGCAAGUGCAAUGGAUGCUACUGAACAGCUUUACAGACCUCCACCAGAGUUUGAAGAGAAUACAAGGGACCCACUUGUCGACAUCUCUUUGACAGACUCGACGGAGUUUUGGCUUAUUCAGUGGCCACAUAAUCAAACACCUGAUUUUGAUGGGCAGGAGGUCACACUCAAGUUGCAUCGAGAUGGACGGAUGGGCAGCUUUGAAGGGUCAUCCGGAAAAGAGUAUGAGGUGGUUAGCUUUGCAUCUCAGGAACCAGAUGCAACUGUUUUUCUAUCUUCCCCAUCAGAGACACAAAUUGUUGGGAAGAUUUCUCGGCGGGUUUGUCUAGUCCAUUACCCAGAACCAAGCGAACUGGAAAAACCUUAUAAUCAUCCAAAUCGUAUGAUGUAUAGAUCUGGAGGGACUUCCACUGCAAACACUUUCGCAACCCCAAGUCAGAGCACCAAGCAGAGAGCUUCCCACUAUUCAAGUGGAAUAUCCAGUAUAAAAGAAAGAAGUUCAUCACGUUUUGAAAGUGGAGAACCAUCAAAGCGCCCCAAGAAAAGGUACAAUAAUGAACCUACGAGAUCCAUGGAUCGAACUAGAAAUUCAGAGGGAACAACAGGUCAUAGUGAUGUUACAUCGUGGGAGUCCGGACAUUCCAAACAAGGGAAAUCAAAGAAGAUUAAAGAGGAAGAGUAGGAUUCUCUCUUCUUUUUUUUUUCAUUUUUACGUUUGUGGAUUAUUUGAUUACAAAAACAAUCAAAGGCAGUUUUGGGUCCGGCAGGAAGCCUAAUUCCUGGAGGCUGAAUAUGAAAAACAUGAAUCGUGAUUUAUCUUUA
Molecule: messenger RNA, 971 nt
Organism: Nelumbo nucifera (sacred lotus)
Lineage: Eukaryota; Viridiplantae; Streptophyta; Magnoliopsida; Proteales; Nelumbonaceae
Product: mediator-associated protein
Source: RefSeq, a predicted model, not a curated record